Parathielavia appendiculata is the source of this 744-nucleotide messenger RNA. RefSeq names its product S-adenosyl-L-methionine-dependent methyltransferase. The coding region runs from base 1 to 744 and encodes 247 amino acids. The transcript has 2 exons. Gene Ontology annotation, molecular function: O-methyltransferase activity. The record is from RefSeq and is a predicted model, not a curated record. Lineage: Eukaryota; Fungi; Ascomycota; Sordariomycetes; Sordariales; Chaetomiaceae.
AUGGCGCCGCCUCCAGGACCUCUCGCCAUCUCGGCCAGCCCCCGGGUGCAUGCGCUCCUGGCACGCCUCCACGCCGCCUCGGCAGCCCAAGAGAAGUCACUCUCCCAGGUCUGGUUCUACCUGAAGCGUUUCAUCACCUUUUACAUUUCAUCCAGCGCUUGGGGUCCUGCCGCCGAUGACCACAUGCGUGACAAGUUCGUCGCGCUCGAGGAGGACAAGUGCCACUUCGUGUACCUGCUCGCCCGCAGCUCGGGUGCCCUGAACAUUGUCGAAGCCGGCACUAGCUUUGGCGUCUCUACCAUCUACCUUGCGUUGGCCGUCGGCCAGAACGUCGCCGACCAGAAGGCGCUGGGGAGGACCGUGAACGGCAAGGUCAUCGCAACGGAGAAGGAACCGACCAAGGCGGCCCGGGCGAGGGAGCACUGGGCCGAGGCCGGCGAUGAGGUGGCAGGUGUGAUUGAGCUGCGCGAGGGCGAUCUGCUCGAGACGCUCAAGAGGGAUGACAUGCCGGAGCAGGUCGACUUCCUUCUCCUGGACAUCUGGACACCCAUGGCGCUUCCAACUCUCCAGAUUAUCAAGCCUCGCCUCAAGAAGGGUGCAAUUGUCCUCGCGGACAAUACCAAAAUGGCUCGCCCUUUGUACGCAGAAUACCUCGAUUACAUCCAAAACCCUGCCAACGGGUUCAAGACGACCGAGAUACCAUACUCUGGAGGCCUGCAGAUGUCCGUCUACCUCCCAGAGUAG